AACGGGACACCUACGGUCGUGUGCAGAAGGCCUAAUUCGUAUGUUUGCAUAACUGUAGAAAAACCAGCUAAUAAAUCCUCUGAAUGGAUAGCCAGACAUAUACAAUUUCGUACUUUGCCUAUUGACUCCUGUUGGAUGUCUUUUUGUGGAUCCAUCCCAUGCUGGUCAUACUGGUGCGCAUGAACAGCUCAUAUUAGUGAAGCACUGAAUCAUGAAGUCCACCGCUCUGUUUAUGGCCAAGGCCAACAUCGUGUCUCUGACCAUACUUUUACUACAACUCUCGGAUUGUGUGGGGCAGGAUUACCCUUUCAUGAACCCCUCGCUGCCAUGGGACGUACGUGUGAAGGACCUGAUCAGUCGGCUAAGCCUUGAAGAAAUGGUGCUACAGAUGGCGAGAGGUGGCGCAUUGAAGAAUGGUCCUGCGCCCCCAAUCCCUCAUCUAGGCAUCAAGCCUUAUAACUGGAACACAGAGUGUUUGAGGGGAGAUGCCCAAGCACCAGGUUACGCCACGUCUUACCCUCAGGCUAUAGGUCUGGCUGCAUCAUUCAGCCCUGAAUUGAUAUUAAAGGUGGCAAAUGCCACGGCCACUGAGGUCAGAGCGAAACAUAACUACUUCAUGUCGGUCGGGAACUAUGAAGACCACACUGGACUCAGCUGCUUCAGUCCUGUGAUAAACAUCAUGAGACAUCCUCUGUGGGGCAGGAAUCAGGAAACAUAUGGAGAAGAUCCAUACCUUAGUGGACUUCUGGCAGCCGCUUUUGUAAAAGGACUGCAGGGAGACCAUCCCCGAUAUAUCAAAGCCAAUGCCGGCUGCAAACACUUUGAUGUCCAUGGUGGGCCUGAAAAUAUCCCUGUUUCCAGGUUUAGUUUUGAUGCCAAGGUGGAGGAGAGAGACUGGCGAAUGACAUUUUUACCACAAUUCCAGGCUUGUGUUGAAGCCGGGACCUUCAGCAUUAUGUGCAGUUAUAACAGAGUAAAUGGAAUUCCAGCUUGUGCUAAUAAAAAGCUGUUGACAGACAUCCUUCGCUCAGAGUGGGGCUUUAAUGGCUAUGUUGUAAGUGAUGAGGGUGCAAUUGAAUUUAUCAUGGUAGCACACCAGUACACCAGCAGCUUUCUGGAAACUGCUAUUGCCUCUGUGAACUCUGGAUGCAAUUUGGAGCUAUCUGUCAGUUUGAUAGACAAUGUUUUCAUGAGAAUAAAGGAUGCAGUAAAUUUGGGCAACAUCACACUGGAGACUGUGAAAGAACGUCUGUACCCACUCUUCUACACCAGAAUGCGGUUGGGAGAAUUUGAUCCUCCAGAUAUGAAUCCCUACAGUGCCUUAGACCUUAGUUCUGUUCAGAGUCAAGAACAUAGAGACCUUUCUGUGGAGGCUGCUGUUAAGAGCUUUGUCCUGCUGAAGAACCUAGGGGACACUUUGCCCAUGGACUUGCAGAGCAUUAAAGGGAAGAAAUUUGGGGUAAUUGGUCCAUUUGCUGAUAAUGCAGAUGGGCUUUUUGGAGACUAUGAGCCACAUCCAGAUCCUCAAUAUAUUUCCACGCCCAGAGAUGGCAUUGCAAAGCUUCCAGUGGAAGUCAGCUUUGCUGCAGGAUGCAGCGAUGCACAGUGUAAAACAUACUCCUCCAAAGAGAUUAAAUCAUUGGUCGAGACUGUUGACAUAACCAUUGUAUGCCUUGGGACCGGUAUAACUGUAGAAAUGGAGGGUAAAGACCGAGUGAAUCUGUCACUUCCUGGUUUCCAGGCUACAUUACUGAAAGAUGCUGUUGAUUCAGCGGCAGGCCGUCCACUUGUCUUGUUGCUGUUUAAUGCCGGACCUCUGGAUACUUCUUGGGCUCAGAACAGUACUGGUGUCCACACUAUCUUGGAGUGUUUUUUCCCUGCCCAAGCUGCAGGAACUGCACUUGCUAAAAUCUUAGUAGGAACAGAAGGAGCUAAUCCAGCUGGCAGGCUUCCAGCCACAUGGCCUGCGGGCAUGGAACAGGUGCCAGCAAUGGAGAACUACACCAUGUAUGGGCGGACAUACCGCUAUUAUGGGAACCAGGUUCCUCUUUACCCCUUUGGAUAUGGACUUUCCUAUACCACAUUUCAGUACAGUGAUUUGGUGGUGACCCCAAGCAUCCUUUAUAUGUGUGAAACCCUUGAUUUGUCCGUGCAGGUGAAAAAUUCAGGUUUAAGAACUGGAGAUGAGGUGAUACAAGUGUACAUGAGUUGGACAAAUGCAUCUGUGCCAGUGCCACGCUGGCAAUUAGUAGGUGUUCAACGAGUAACAAUCCCUCUGAGUGGAUCUGUUAAGGCUUCUCUGUCAGUUUUGCCUCGACAGCGAGCAGUUUGGACAAAUCAUUGGAUUCUUGAACCAGGAAAAUUCAGCAUUUAUGUUGGCGGUCAGCAACCAUUUCAAGUAACGAAAGUGCCAUCUAAUGUUUUGCAGGCUAGUUUUACAGUCAAGGGUGAAGCACGCCCUUUAAAUACAUGCUGAAUAGACACUUUCCUCUUUGUCCACCAGAUGGGGCUAUACUACUUUCUCCAGUUAAAGGGGUUGUCAGAGUUAUUUUUUUGUUCUUUGUAUGUUUCUAAUCAAAUUUAAAGGCUUGACCAUGCACUUACUGCAUCUACAGUUGCUGC
This is a messenger RNA of Bufo bufo (common toad), 2622 nucleotides long. Its product is annotated as probable beta-D-xylosidase 5. The transcript is spliced from 15 exons. The record is from RefSeq and is a predicted model, not a curated record. Bases 212 to 2476 code for a protein of 754 amino acids. Gene Ontology annotation, molecular function: xylan 1,4-beta-xylosidase activity; alpha-L-arabinofuranosidase activity. Gene Ontology annotation, biological process: arabinan catabolic process; xylan catabolic process. Lineage: Eukaryota; Metazoa; Chordata; Amphibia; Anura; Bufonidae. Gene Ontology annotation, cellular component: plant-type cell wall.